AUGGGUUGCGGAGGUUCCAAAAACGCUGCCGAUGCGGUAGUGACCGUGGAAGGUGGCAGACCGGCCAAAACACCGAAGGAAUCGAAAUCCAAGGCGAAAGUGGGGAAGGAAACGAAGCAGGAAGGGAAAACGAACAAGGAGAAAAAGUCGGACAAUAGUACCGUGGAAAAGGAACUGGAGCAGGCUAAAAUAAAUGCUGCAGCCAAGGACGCUGACUCGGGAAAGAUUACCACCACCGCAGUCGUCGUUGCUAAAGCCACAGCCUCCAUUCCAGCGGACGGUGACAAUACAUUACUGGCCGAAACGUUGAGUCGCCAAAUAGCUCAGCAGGUUACCAAUAGUGGUGAUGGCAAGCAAUCGGCCGACAACUUUGCCGCCGCGAAAUUGCAGAAGUCUAUCAACUCAGCACUUACAAAAGAAAUCAAUGCCUCAGAAGCCCAGCUGAAGCCUGCGACCUCUGCUUCUACGGGCAGCCUAGCGCUGAAGAAGAGUGGAAGCAAGAAGUCGCUGAAGUCCAAACCGGAAAAUGGCUCAGAAGCUGUUUCCUUAGCUCGUGACGUUCCUGUUGCCCUUGCUGAGGCCGUCAGCAAUGCUGUGGCGAAGGAGCUGUCCGAGCAUGCCGGAGAUAGUAUGGGUCAAAAUCAGAUUGCCAAUUCGAUUGAUGCAAUUGUCGCAAAGUCUCGCGGUGGGAAUCUGCGUCAGGAGGAUAUCAAUGUUCGAGGCAUCGAGGUCACCACCGAGAUCGAAACAGAUGCAAAAGGUUCACCUAUUGCCAUCCACGCCUCGGUGAUUGCCAUCUCAGAGGUGCCUGCGAACGAUGCCUUGGAUGCUAUUGAAAGGCCUGUGAAGACAAAGUCGUCCGCCUCCAUCGCAGUAGCUCAAGCCCCAAUCACCAAAACGGCAUCACUUAAUGCAUUGGGACCGGACAAGGCUGGGUCGAGAAAAAGCUUGAACGAAAUCAUUCUGGGGCGGUCCUCGUCGCGGAAGAGCGUGAAGGAGGACCACUUAUCUCCGACGGCUCGCAAAUCUCUUACCAACAUGCAGGAGGAACUUCGAGAAAGUAAGAAAAACAGCAACAGAUCAAAGAAAAGCUUGGAGGGGGAUGCUGCUCCUAAGGAGAGCCAAUCAAAGCAGACCGGCGGAAGUUCAAAGGCGAAUCUCACUGAGGAUAGUGGUGGAAAGAAGCGCGUCACGGUACUGUUGAAGAAAAGCGGCUCUCGAGCUUCUAUUAACGCCUCGAACACCGAUUCCAACGCUCGAAAAAGCUUGCAGAAUUUGAAUGAGCAGCUCGCGAACGAAAGAGGGGUGCCUUUGAACAAAGCCGCCAGCAUCACACUCGACGGACAUGCCGUGAAACAGAGUUUAACCAAUCUGGCACCAAACCGGACUUCCCAGAAGGAUCUUGCUGCAGAGCCCAAGGCGGCCCACGAAGACUCUCAUUCGCGUGCUAAAGAGUCGUUGGAGCGCCUGGAGCAGCAGCUUGUUACGGAGAAAGAGGCGGCAAAGUCCAAGUCCAAGGUUAACCUUGCAGAGACGUCCGCGGACUCUGCACCGAAGGCGGCGCAUGAGGAUGCACAUUCCACUGCUCGAAGGUCGUUGGGAGACCUCCAGCAGCAACUCGCGGCCGAGAAGUUAGCAGCCAAAUCCAAAUCCAAGGCUAGCAUUGCAGACAUGUCCGCCGAUUCCGCUCCGAAGGCGGCCCAUGAAGACUCGCAUUCGACAGCCAAAAGGUCAUUGGAAGACCUUCAGCAGCAGCUUGCCGCGGAAAAGUUAGCCGCAAAGUCCAAAUCCAAGGCUAGUCUUGCGGACACAUCCAUUGAAUCUGCACCGAAGGCGGCUCAUGAGGAUUCGCAUUCGACAGCCAGAAAGUCCUUGGACAACCUUCAACAACAGCUUGUUACGGAGAAGGGAGCAGCAAAAUCCAAAUCGAAGGCUAAUCUGGCAUCCAGCACGAACAUCCCGGCCGAUUCUGCACCGACGCCAGUCCAUGAGGAACCAAAAUCGACGGCUAAGAAGUCUUUGGAAACCCUCCAGCAGCAACUCGCCACAGAGAAAAGUGCGCAGAAGUCCAAGUCGAACGUCAAUCUCGCAGCAGACGUGAAGGCUGAAUACGCGGCUGAGCAGAAACAUGCAGAUGCGCAAGUAAACGCUGUGGUGAUUGCACCAGUAGUGCCCCACACUGAUGCUCAGACUGGAGGGCACGACAUUCAGGCCGCCCCGAGUGCUCUCAAGACGGACUCGGAGACGGCUCAGAAGCCAGUGGUUGAGACCAAAACCCACCAAGACCAUCGAAGCGUACAUGAGCUAGCUGCCGAUGCAAAGCAGAGCCUCCACAACUUGACUCACAAGGAUAAAGGCGAGAAGGAACGUCACAGUGCCAAAAAUCUUGCGAAGAAAAGCACCAACGACCUGAGCGCAAAGGUGGACUCCAAGACUGUCACCACAGUACCGAACCAGAUCACCUUGGAUGACACAGCCGCUCUCGUGCCUCCCUCUGAGACGACAGUUCCAAUACCUACUGCCGAGGAGCAUCGCAACCUGAGUGAGCUUGCGGCCGAUGCCAAAAAAAGUGUGGAGAAACUCACAACUUCCCAUCACCAAGACCAAGCGGCGCAGCCGGCGGCAGUCGUGCCUGCCACGAAAGAAAAUGAGCAUCAUAGGAGCAUCAAAGAACUGGCUCAUGAGGCCAAGAAAAGCUUAGACAAUUUGGUGCACAAAUCAAAGGACAGUCACAGUCGCACUUCCUCUCGAGCUGAUCUGACGAAGCAAGACCCGGCCGAAGAGCACUCGAAGACACUUACUCAAGCGGGGCAAGAUCCGACCGACGCGAAGAUUCAGAAGAGCAGCUCCAAGAGCAACUUGACGAAGAGCUCUUCCCGCAAGAGUCUGAAAGAAAAGGCGGCGGAGAAGGCGAGCGUGACGAAUGUUGCUUCCUCGGACUCCGACGAAGGAAAGGAAAGGGAGGCUGUGGCAACUAUCGAAACUCAUGUGGAUAUCGAAGUCAAGAAGCAUGAGCCGAAUGACACGAGCAAGGAGGCUCACAAGAGUGUUCGGGACAUCGCGAAAGACGUCAAAGAGGCGGUAUUGCAUCCAAUCCACGGGUCAAAGAACCAGUUGAAUGAAGCGCACGGAGCCACGGUCGCUACAUAUACAGAGGUUACUCCUCCCGCGGCAGCAAACCAAAGUAUACACAAUUUGGCGAAAGACGUCGCAAAGGAAAUCAAGAAGUCCACGGCAUCCCUGAACAAAGAAGCCAAGCAUGUGCACGAUGCCGAGAUCCACGUCUCCACCACGACCGUAAACCAGGCAACUAUGUCCAACUCUGCUACCACUGUGGCCGAGACAAUCAGAAACACUACUUCACUUGCAAAGGAUGAAAUUAAAACCCAAGAACAUGUGGAAGCGGCAAACAAAAAGACGGGGUCUCGCUCAAACAGUUCCCACAACCUUCGCGGCAGUCGACCCCCUUCCGCUAAGAAAGCUUCGGAAGUGAAGCCUCCUUCUCGGAAAGCGUCGACCAAUAACCUCCACAAGAGUCCCAGUGGAGCUGUUGGGACAGCUGCGGAUGCACGCCGCUCCACUAAUGAGAUCAACCGGGGUUUGGAUAGGCGAGCGUCAGCGAGCGAUUUGAAGACAGCCAAACCUCCUAGUCGAAAAGGGUCAGCGCAAAUCUUAGCUAGUCCGGCAGAGGCGGGAGUGAGGAAGUCAACUCAAAGCGUUGCAAGGUCUCAGACCAUUAGCGGUAAAGGAAAUAUUGUGAAAAAAGAGCCGCCUUUGCGAACUGGGUCUGCUACAGCGAUCAACGAACAAACAAGAUGA
Fimicolochytrium jonesii is the source of this 3819-nucleotide messenger RNA. RefSeq lists its product as uncharacterized. The transcript is spliced from 3 exons. Lineage: Eukaryota; Fungi; Chytridiomycota; Chytridiomycetes; Spizellomycetales; Powellomycetaceae. The coding region runs from base 1 to 3819 and encodes 1272 amino acids. The record is from RefSeq and is a predicted model, not a curated record.